GCGACGUCCCAUCUGACAUAUGUCAAUCAUGUAAAUUACUUGUAUAUUAUUUUUCCCCACUUUGCGAUGGAUUUCAAUGUUUAUCGUUCGGACUCUGAGGUGAACGAACCGAAAAAUCACGACAUAAUAAUUUUGCACGACCGCAUCGCCAGAAGGAGGGAAGACAGGUACAUAGUCAACUUCGCCCAAUGUCUGGAGUCCUCCGGCUACCAGGUCACGCUAGUCACCUCGGAAGUUGACGAGAAGAACAACUGUUUGGACGACAUAAAGCUUGCAGGAAACAUAAAGAUCGAGAAACGAGUGAGAUGGAUCCCCAGGCACUUUUUCGGUUUUCUCCGCUCGACCCUUUCCACCUACCGAGGUCUCUGCCUCGCCCUCAGCCUCCUCCUGAAGAGCCCCUCCAAGAAACCCUGUGUCGUCCUCAUGGACGUCGAUCUGAUAGCCCUCUUCGCCCUCAAGAUGCUCAGCAGGUUUAAGGUUUUCUACAUCGAACAGUUCCGCAGCCUUCGUAAUCCCGAGGCCUGCUACGAUCACGUCCAGCUGAUCCCCAACCUUUUCGAGGCCAGAUGGGUCAAGCUGGCCGACGAGGUCAUCGUGGAGUCCCCGGCUUUCGUGGACAUCUUCAGAAGGAGCUUCCCCUCGGCUGUCGAGCCCAAGGUUAUGAUACCACUGGUGGACUACGGUCUUUGGAUAGAACCAGGCAUUAACAUCAACCGAAUCAUCCCAGACUUGUCGGAAAAAUCAGUGCUGUUCGUGGCCUUGGGGAAGUUCAGAAGGAACUCAAACUUCAAGCUGGUGUUGGACUCUUUCGAGGAGAUGCUGUUACAGUCUGAGGAUUCCUACUUCAAACAACGGGCGCAUCUGAUCGUAGCUGGAAACUGUAGGGCCAACGAAGAGAGGAAAUACUACCAGAUGUUUGUGGAAAGGCUGAAGAGGAGAUGGUUCGCUGCGCAGGUCACAGUUUUGAGGCAGAUACCUACGAUCCACACCAAGACCCUACUGAUAGAAGCAAGCGUGGUACUCCACACGUCAAGAAACGACAUCUGCUCAGACUAUCUCCUGGAAGCCAUGAGCUUAGGUAAACCUAUAGUGGCAGUGAACAAGGGAAUCGCCAGCAAGGUGCUAGAGAACAGGAUAACCGGUGUUUUGGUUGAGCCGCAGCCGCAUCUUUUUGCUGCUGCUAUGAUGAAGGUAGCUUCCAGUCCCCACAUUAAGAACUUCUUGGGAGAGAUGGCGAAAGACGCUUUCAAUCACAAAUACUCGUUCGAUAGCUUCGCCAGAAGGAUGUACAAUUUGGUGCAGCGGCAUGUGCUUCCCUUGGAGAGGAUAAUGGCGACAGAGAAGAACGAAGGCAUUAGAUGAAUAUUAUUCGUCCAAAUGAAUAUUAAAUUUUCUGUGUAGAAUCAUGAAAAA
Molecule: messenger RNA, 1413 nt
Organism: Harmonia axyridis
Lineage: Eukaryota; Metazoa; Arthropoda; Insecta; Coleoptera; Coccinellidae
Product: alpha-1,3/1,6-mannosyltransferase ALG2-like
Exons: 2
Coding region: 67-1362 (431 amino acids)
Molecular function (GO): GDP-Man:Man(1)GlcNAc(2)-PP-Dol alpha-1,3-mannosyltransferase activity; alpha-1,3-mannosyltransferase activity
Source: RefSeq, a predicted model, not a curated record